Messenger RNA from Perkinsus marinus ATCC 50983, 471 nucleotides. RefSeq lists its product as hypothetical. Bases 1 to 471 code for a protein of 156 amino acids. The record is from RefSeq and is a predicted model, not a curated record. The transcript has 5 exons. NCBI's taxonomy places the organism in Eukaryota, Perkinsozoa, Perkinsida, Perkinsidae.
AUGUCGUCUGCAGAUGCGGCACAUAUCAGUGGCGGUAUAGAACCAUCGAUAGAUGGACAUAGGUCUAAUAUAGAUCGUGUACAUCAUCAUAAGAGAUAUCCUAGAUAUACCUCUAGUGGGUUAUUAAUGCGUAGGAAUGGAUUAAAAUGGCCAUGGCAUCGAUAUCAGUGUGCCACUGUGUUCUUAUGGUCAUUUGAUAUAGCAUGGUUUGCUGCAUUCCAAUUGCAGAUGUUAGAACCAUUAGCAGUGGAGAUAGUAUUAUCUAUACUAUUCUAUAUAUCGGCUCUAACAAUGGCCAUUAUGGGCCUUAUUGCAAUGUACAUUGAUCCGGCCGAUUCUUGUAUAUUUGACGAGAACAUAGCAGAGACAUCACCCAAUGGAGGUUCCCUCUAUUGCAGUGUACCGGGUCUAAGCAUUGCAGAGUAUGCAAUAAAUGCGUUCGUAAUUUCGACCAUCAUUGCAAGUGGUUGA